This is a messenger RNA of Paramecium sonneborni, 1173 nucleotides long. The record is from the annotation of a GenBank genome assembly. Lineage: Eukaryota; Ciliophora; Oligohymenophorea; Peniculida; Parameciidae.
AUAUUUACAAAUGUUAAGUUGUAGUUGUAAAUCUUCAUCAGUAUAAUUAACAGAUGAAUAGAAAAAAGAAUUGAGGUGGAAGAAGGAAAUAAAUUUGCUUGAGUAUUAUAGUAUCAAUGUAUAAUUAUGAAAUUAGAUAUAAGAAUAGGAUUGAAUUGUUUUUUAUUUGAUUAUGAGGUAGAAUAUGAGGGAAAAUAGUAUUACAUACACACAUUUUGUGGUGGUGAAUCAGAUAAGGUUAAUUUAAAUUCUAAUUUUAAAGGAAGUAAUAUUAAUGCUUCAUGGUUAUGGUGGAUCGAAUGUUCAUUAUUGUAGGAUUUACGAACAAUUAAUUAGAAAAUUUCGAAUAUAUUCAAUUGACUUACCAGGGAUGGGAUAUUCAAGUAAAUCGGAUAUCUUGAUGGAAUCAUAUGAAGAUGCAAUAGAAUUCUUUAUGGGAACAAUAUCAAAGUUUAUUGAGAAUGUUAUAAGAGAUUAAAAGAUAAUUUUAGUUGGUCAUUCCUUUGGAGGAUUUUUAGCAGCUCAUUUAUUCACUAGAAUUCCACAUUUAUUUUCUAGACUCUUUUUAUUAAGUCCUGCAGGUGGUACAUAUUAUGAUGAUAGUGAAAUCAAGUAUAAAAUAAAUUAAUUUUAAGAAAGUUGUAAGACACUUCAUAAUAUCCAUUUUUAUAAAGAAUAUUUUUUAAUUAUGCUCAUAAAAAAUGGAGUGAAUAAAUUACACCCUAAUAAUUAAAAGAUAAAUGGUAUGGAAAUUAUUUUAUUAAAAAAUAUCUUAAAAAAAGAAUGUCUUUAUAAGGAAGAGAAUAUGAAGUAUGGCAAUCUUAUGUUGAUGAAAUGUUAGCAUUACCUGAUGGUUCAGAGAAAGCAUUAUUUUUAUUAUUAUAAUUUCCAAGAGUAAUUGCAAGAGGUUGGGAUUCAAUCGAAUAUAUUUUAACAAAACAUAAUAAAUAUAUUUCGGAUAUUCCAAUUUACUUUUAUUUUGGUAAUCAAGAUUGGAUGGACUAAAAAGGAGCAAAAAAUUUAGCAAAAAAUCAUAAUAAUGUUACCAUUAGAAUUAUUGAAAAUGCUGGUCAUUAAUUAAAUUUUGAAAAUCCAAAAGGAGUUUAUGAAUAAUUAAUUAAUGAUAUAAGCAUUUCAGUUAAACAAUAUGAAUAAUAAAUAGUAAUGUAAUGA